AUGGCGAAAGCUUCAGAAUUUGCAACCGGGCAUCAUGACCGAGUGACGGUCCUACACACAAACUUUGACGCCAGCAGAAUCCUGACUGGCUCGAUCGAUCAUCGCAUCAAAGUUUGGAAUCGGGAUCCUAAAACCGGGGAGAGGACGUUACUCGACACUUUCACAGCGCAUGAUUCUGACAUUCGUGAUGCCAAAUUCCUGCAUCCAACACUAGGGUCGUAUAUCGCCAGCAUCGGCAACGACUUGAAAUGUCACGUGUGGAUGGAAGAACCGAGUCAAGCACCGAACAACGGGCACCGAUUCCGACGCAUCGCCACGAUUCCUAGCACGCCGCGCGUGCCUUUUGUGUCGAUGGACCUCAAGACGGUCGACAACGUGUACACGUACCUGGCACUGAUCGAUCGACAGGGCCUGCUGAGUGUGUACGAACCCAGUAGCCCCGAUGAUCUGAAGGACUGGAUCCUCGUCGACCAAUUCAAUGUCUGCGGCGCACACCCGCCAAGCAGGGGCGACGAAACGAGCUUUAAAGUUCGCUUCGAUCAGAAUGCGACGCCCUUGGCGUACAUCAACUCAGUCAGUGAUGAUCGGAGUCAAUUGAGUCUUGUGGUGAGCGCUUUAAACGAUGUCAAGGUUUACCGCUCAGUUAUUCCCACGAAUUUCGGUGGUGGCGACGGCUCCAGUCACAGGCUGAUGUUCUACGAAGCGGCGAAACUACCUCGACACCCAGCGCUGGUGCGCGACGUCGCGUGGGCGCCGUUCAGUGUACGAGGCACAGAUCGCGUCGCAACUGCAUGCAAAGACGGCUCGGUGAGGAUUUUUGAGCUCGCUGUGUUAGAGGGUCCUUCAACGGGUCUAUCAAAUGGCGCAGGAGGAGGAGUUGGAAGCACGAGCAGUGCCGCGCCAGGUAUCGCAGCAUCAAACGCGUCAACAUUCUCGACCCAAACAGCAUCCACACGCAGCUAUGCAUCCCAGCAACGCCAGCAGCCGCAAUCGUCGCUGACGUCCGCUAUCGCCGGGCGCACCGCCGCACACUCAUCAUAUACACAUUCCCCUUCUCAGUCCCAAUCACAAUCCUCCCCAGCAUCAUCCACAACGAACACGAACACAACCACCAACACGACGAGCGGCACCAACCCCUCAACAUCUGCAUCAAUGUCCGGCAACCCCCACUCACACCCUGGCGCCGACACCGCCAAUACCGAGCCACACAUAACGUCAUCGCACGCGUCGCCCAUAGCACGCACAGGGUAUACGUUCCCCUUCAUCACAUCCAUCGCGUCAACGACCACGCUGGCGCACGCCCACCCGGACGCCUGGUCGCUGAGCUUCGACGCCCAGGGCCAGGUGCUGCUGACGAACGGCGCGGACGGCGUCACGAAGAUCUGGCGCAAGAGUGUCCUUGGCGGGCAGUGGCUGGUUUUCGCGGGCCAGGAGGUUUUGGAUGGCGACGGGGAUGAGGGCAGUAGUGAGGAAAGUGAAAAGGAUGGGCUUGAGAUUGCCGAAGGCUGA
Molecule: messenger RNA, 1509 nt
Organism: Exophiala aquamarina CBS 119918
Lineage: Eukaryota; Fungi; Ascomycota; Eurotiomycetes; Chaetothyriales; Herpotrichiellaceae
Exons: 2
Coding region: 1-1509 (502 amino acids)
Biological process (GO): positive regulation of TORC1 signaling; cellular response to amino acid starvation
Cellular component (GO): Seh1-associated complex; nuclear pore outer ring
Molecular function (GO): protein binding; structural molecule activity
Source: RefSeq, a predicted model, not a curated record